AUGGAGAGCAAAUGGAGUGGCUGGGUGCUGAUCCUUUCUGUGUGCCUGGGCUCCUACCAAGCCGUGGCCAGCCCCCUCCACGAGUGUGGCGAGCGGCCAGAGGACUGGUGCCGUGACGUGGCGACGGCGGCCAAAUGCGGGGCACUGGAGCUCUGCCGGAUCACCGUCUGGGACCAGGCCCUGGGGCAGAAGGGGAUCCCAUGUCACCUGUGCCAGGUGGCGGUCUCCGUGGUGGGUAAGAUCCUGCAGGACAACCGCACUGAGGAAAAGCUGCGGCAUUUCUUGGAUAAGAAAUGCCAGUACCUGCCCUUCCAGGACUGGUCCGUCAAGUGCAAGAGGAUGGUGGACACCGGCAUCCUCAUCCUCGUCCAGCUGGGCAAGCAAGUGCUGGCGGAUCCGAAGGUGGUGUGUGGGACCAUCAAGCUGUGCCAGCCCCAAGAGAGCCCCACCGGGGCCCUGAAGUUCCAGGAGCCGCCACCGGCCCCCGUGGGCCCUGCUCAGGACUUCGCUGACCUGGUCGCCCCCUUCAUCACCAACGUGCCCCUCCUGCUUCAUCCCCAGGACCUGCCUCACAGCGAGGCCCAGGAGAUGGAAGAGGUGUGCGGCGCCUGCCUGCAGCUGGUGGCGGCCGUGCAGCUGGAGGUGGGGACCGAUGCCACCUUCGCCCAGGUGCUGGUGGCCCACGCCAAGCGGGCAUGCGAUGGCCUGGCACCCGACUUGGCACAGUGGUGCAAGCGCUACCUGGCUGAGUACGUGGACAUGGCCGCACAGCUGCUCCAGCACUUGCAGGCUGAGCACCCGAUGGAGCUGUGUGGCCAGGUGGGACUCUGCUCCUCUGCCUCUGCACUGCCCCUCCACACGCUGCUCACAGAGAAGGUGACGCAGGUCCUGAGCAUGCUGGGGGAUGGGGAGGGGACCACGCCGCUGUGCGAGAUGUGCCAGUUCGCUGUGAAGGCGGCCGAGAGCCUCCUGGAGAACAACGUGACGGAGGAGCAACUGGUGAACGACAUUGAGAAGGUGUGCUACAUGCUGCCCCAUGGCGUCAUCGGGCAGUGCAAGGACUUUGUUGACUCCUACGGCAAAGCCGUGGUCAUCAUGUUGCUGGAGGCCACUGACCCAGCAGCUGUCUGCACCAUGCUGCACUGCUGCCCCCGGAGCGGGGACACCCACCGAGGGGCUGCUGUGCUGGAGCAGCUGGUGGUGGGCACAGGUGCCUUCUGCAACGUCUGCCAGAUUGUCAUCACCUACUUUGAUAACGAGCUGCUGAAGAACGAGACGCUGGCAGAGCUGGGCGAUGUGCUGGAGAAGGGCUGCGAGCUGCUGCCUACGCCGCUCACCGGCAAGUGUGAGGCACUCGUGGUGCAGUACGAGCCGGCGGCCGUGCGGCUCCUCGUGCAGAUGAUGGAUCCCACCUUCGUCUGCACCAAAAUAAGAGCCUGCGAUUCAUCCGAGGAGGAUCUCCUGGGCUCAGACCCCUGCGCCUGGGGACCGCACUACUGGUGCAAGAACAUGGCCACGGCUGUCGAGUGCCAUGCCGUUGAGCACUGCCGGCGUCACCUAUGGAACUAG
Messenger RNA from Aptenodytes forsteri (emperor penguin), 1569 nucleotides. RefSeq names its product prosaposin. The coding region runs from base 1 to 1569 and encodes 522 amino acids. The transcript is spliced from 15 exons. The record is from RefSeq and is a predicted model, not a curated record. Lineage: Eukaryota; Metazoa; Chordata; Aves; Sphenisciformes; Spheniscidae. Gene Ontology annotation, cellular component: lysosome. Gene Ontology annotation, biological process: sphingolipid metabolic process.